AUGCAAGAAGUUUCUGCUUGGUGCAAUCUUCAACACUCCAAUAUCGCUAAGUUCAUUGGAGCUAUAAAUAAGAAGAACAUGUCAAAGAUAAAAAUGAAAUGUCAAAAAUGUGCAACACUGCCAAUAAAUGGAUGUUGCAUAGUUGUGGAAUAUGUUGGUGGAGGUACUCUUCAAUCCUAUCUUUCCAGACAUACAAUGAAGAAGAAAUUGCCUUUGGAUACAAUUAUACAACUUGCAUUGGAUGUUGCUAAAGGGUUGAGUUACAUUCAUUCUAACAAAAUUGCUCAUAGAGAUGUGAAAACUGAGAAUUUACUUGUUGACAAAAGUACUGGAAGAGUGAAGAUAAUUGAUUUUGGACUCUCAAGUGAGUUUUAUUCACUUGGAUUAGAUUAUCCUCCUAUGAUGGUCGGAACAAGUGGAACUAUGGGUUAUAUGGCUCCUGAGGUUUUGAGUGACGCGUCAUAUGAUCACAAGUGUGAUGUCUACAGCUUUGCAAUUUGCUUGUGGGAAAUGUAUACUUGUUUAGAUCCAUACCCUGAACGCAUUUCUCGAAGUAAAAUCUCACAUCAAAUUUACAAGGAUCGAAGGCCUGAGAUACCAAAAUGUUGUCCAAGACCAUUGUCAGAUAUAAUGGAGAAAUGUUGGGAUGUAAAGCCACAAAAUAGGCCAGAGAUGAAGGAAGUCGUACACAUGUUAGAAGCCAUUCAGACGACUACAAAACCAAGAAAGCACCACAUAUUUUGCUUUGCCUAG
Molecule: messenger RNA, 753 nt
Organism: Solanum verrucosum
Lineage: Eukaryota; Viridiplantae; Streptophyta; Magnoliopsida; Solanales; Solanaceae
Product: serine/threonine-protein kinase STY13-like
Exons: 2
Coding region: 1-753 (250 amino acids)
Biological process (GO): protein phosphorylation
Cellular component (GO): plasma membrane
Molecular function (GO): protein kinase activity; ATP binding
Source: RefSeq, a predicted model, not a curated record